UGGUGACGUCAUUACUGGCUGUUGGGACUCAGACAUGAUGGCGGAGGAGGCGGAUGUGGACAUAGAGGGAGAUGUGACCGAGUCCUGCAAGGGAGCCUAUGACAGUCUGAGUUCACCCUUCACCCCGGAGCCCGUGUGGAAGAGAGAAGAUGAGUUCACCCCGUGGACCCUGGACAGCUCAAUCAGCGAUGAGAACCGCGCCGCCAUAGAGAAAAUGUUGCUAGAAGAAGAAUACUAUUUUUCUAACAAGCCGCCCGCAGCCAAGUUCUGGUCUGAAGCUAAAGAUGAAGACAAAUCCGGCAUCAGAAGGAGUCCGCAGAAGAAAGCGCAGCGAGUUCCGGUCAGAUCCCCGGCUAAGCCCGGCAGCGGCUCGGUGAAGUGGACCCCGGAGGAGAAGGCCAUGUUUGAGCAGGGACUGGCCAAGUUCGGGAGACGCUGGACGAGUAUCGCAAGACUGAUCGGGAGUCGCACAGUGCUGCAGGUCAAGAGCUACGCCAGGCAGUACUAUAAGAAUAAGUGUAAGGUGGAAGAUGGGGAGCAAGAUUCCAAGGUGGGCUCCACAGUCCUUCAUCUGCUCCGCCUAGAGGGUCCCGACAACGAGCCCCCCGGAGGAGACGAACUGUCCGCUCUCCGAGGCCGAGCCGACCCCAACCUCAACGCUGUAAAGAUCGAGAAGUUAUCAGAUGAUGAAGAGAUCGACAUAACCGACGAGGUGGCGGAGGAGGAGCCUGGCGGUAAUGGAGACCACCCACUAAUGACUAGAGAAGAGGAGGUGGAGCCUGAGCAGCGUCAGCGGGAACAUGGGGAGGAACCAUGGACUGACCUCCUUUGUCUGACAGACCAAGAUAGCAGCCGCUCUCCUUCCCCCGCCUCAGUGUCUGUGACCCCCAGCGAUGCUCCAGCCCCCGAGGAGGAGGCGGUCAGUCCUGACAAGGAGAACUAUUCGGCUUCUUCCUUACCUUCCCCUCCGCCCUGUGAGCUGGACGAGGUGGACGAGCUGAAACCUCCGGAGCAGGAAGCGGAGAUAGAGCGAGAGGUUAUCUCCGAGGAAGAAAAGCAGGCCAUCUCUGAGUUCUUCGAAGGCCGGCAAGCGAAAACGCCAGAGCGCUAUCUUCGCAUCCGCAAUUACAUCUUGGAUCAAUGGAAAAAUUGUAAGCCAAAUUAUUUGAACAAAACAUCUGUGCGUCCGGGACUGAAGAACUGCGGUGAUGUGAACUGCAUUGGCCGCAUCCACACCUACCUGGAAUUAAUUGGCGCCAUUAACUUUGGUUGCGAGCAAGCCGUCUACAACCGACCCCGACCAGUGGACAAAACCAAGUGUAAAAUGGGGAAGGACACCUUGGAAGCCUAUGAGUUGGCUCAUCGCCUGCAGUCUAUGCGCACCAGAAGAAGACGAGUCCGAGACCCCUGGGGAAACUGGUGUGACGCCAGAGAUCUUGAGGGACAGACCUUUGAGCAUCUCUCGGCAGAAGAGCUAGCAAUCAGACGUGAGAAGAUGAAACAGUCCAAGUGCCCUAAAGGAUCAAGACCAUCUAAGAGCUCUUUCGACCCCUUCCAGCUGAUUCCCUGCUCUGAUUUUACUGAAGAGAAACCGGCGCCGUUUCACGUUAACGUUUCAGCGGAAGCCAUGUUGAUAUUAGAUUUGCACGCGCACGUGUCCAUGGCGGAAGUUAUUGGCUUAUUGGGCGGAAGAUAUUCAGAAGCUGAAGGUGUCGUAGAAAUCUGUGCAGCGGAGCCGUGUAACAGCCUCAGCACCGGCCUCCAGUGCGAGAUGGAUCCGGUCUCUCAGACCCAGGCCUCGGAGGCCCUGCACCUGCGCGGCUACAGCGUCAUCGGAUGGUACCACUCCCACCCGGCCUUCGACCCCAACCCUUCAAUCAGAGAUAUCGAUACGCAGGCCAAGUAUCAGAGUUAUUUUUCUCGGGGUGGAGCCAAGUUUUUGGGGAUGAUUAUAAGUCCGUACAAUCGCGGUAACCCCCUGCCCCAGUCCCAGCUCUCCUGCCUGGUUAUAAGCGACGACCUCAGCGAAGACGGAUCCUACAGAACCCCGUACAGGUUUGAUGUAGAACAUUUACCUGGGGAACCUCACUGGGAAAUUGUGUUUGAGAAGACGAGAUGGAUCAUUGAGAAGUAUCGGCAUUCCCACAGCAGCGUUCCGAUGAGCAGGCGUUAUCGACAAGACUGUGACCUGACGUGUUUACAAAAGCUCCUGUCGUGUCUGCGGCGGACGCUGGUCACUUCGGGCUGCGCGCCAUUCGUAGAUGAAUUCCUGAGCAGGAUCGAGGAUCAUUUUCUCACGUGUUAUACGAACGUAAAGGAGGGGGGCGAAGAGACGCUGCCAGACACAGCCGCCGGAGGAGAGUGAUUAUUUACUGCUGGUGAUGAUUCUCAGAUUAACCCCUUAAGGACCAUGGACCAUUACCCACUGACCAGAGACUGAAUACUGGGGCACUUCUAUAACAUCUUCUACAGUGUUUCCCAACCAGGGUGCCUCCAGCUGUUGCAAAACUACAACUCCCAGCAUGCCUGGACAGCCGAAGGCUGUCCAGGCAUGCUGAGAGUUGUAGUUUUGCAACAGCUGGAGGCACCCUGGUUGGGAAACACUAAGUGCCAUACGAUGGAGGUAAAGAGUUGGUGCCAACCCGUCUGCCCCUGACUAUGGAUCGCUCAUACACUCAGUACCUACGGUGGUCAACCUCCUCAGAUGUGGCCCUCAGUCCUAGCCCAGGGCCACACAGAACAUUCAGUAACUUUUUAUCCUUCCUUCUCCAUCUCUGCAACAAGAGGGUCGUGCAUGUGCUGCCUGUCUGCAUUACAAUAAAUAGAACAUUAUGGAACUAACACAAGUUUGCAGCCCGUUCA
Messenger RNA from Hyla sarda, 2862 nucleotides. It is a transcript of the gene MYSM1, whose product is annotated as Myb like, SWIRM and MPN domains 1. NCBI's taxonomy places the organism in Eukaryota, Metazoa, Chordata, Amphibia, Anura, Hylidae. The record is from RefSeq and is a predicted model, not a curated record. Gene Ontology annotation, biological process: double-strand break repair. Gene Ontology annotation, molecular function: metallopeptidase activity; polyubiquitin modification-dependent protein binding. Gene Ontology annotation, cellular component: BRCA1-A complex; BRISC complex.